UCCUGAGCCCUGAGACAGACGGUGAUUCCAGCAGAAGCCGGGAGGGGGGCGAAGCGGGGGAAAAGAAGCAGGGCGGGGGGAAAAAAAGAAGAAACUGCUUUCUAGGUCUGGAUUUCAUUUGAGUGCCUCUCUCUCCCCCCUCUCCGCUCCCAUGUGCCGCACGGCGCUGGGGGGAUGAAUGCUGAGCCUGUUAGCUCAGAGCUGCGAGCCGGGCAGAGGGAGGAAAAUCGCCGAGCUCUUGGCAUGGAGACACGCUUCUGCUCGGAAGCUCUGAAAAGAUCCUUUGAGGUCGAGGAGGUAGAUCAGUCUUCAAAUUCCUCCACCCCACAAAGACGGGCCCCGAACACCCUCCUCAGGUCCACCGUGUCCAGCUCCACGCAGAAGUUCCAGGAACUCGGCGCCAGGAAUUCGGAGCCGUCCGCCCGCCACGCGGAGCCCACAGUGCAAAGAUCCCCCAAGCCCCCUCUGAGGAGAGUGGAGCUCUCUGGACCCAAACUGCCCGAGCCGGUGUCCAGAAGAACAGAAAUCUCCAUUGACAUCUCAUCCAAGCAGGUGGAGAACUCCACCUCGGGCUUGUCGCGCUUCGGCCUCAAGCGAGCCGAUGUGGGGCACAAACCCCCCGAGCCCACGGCCAGGAGGACCGAGAUCACCCUGGGCAAGCCCCAGGAGCCGGGGCUGCGGCGGGCCGAGGCGCCGGCCUCCAAGAUCCCCGAGCUGCCGCCGCGCCGCCCGGACAACCAGGGGGCCAGAGCCGCCGAGAGCCCGGCCACGAGGCCGGCCGAGAGCUGCGAGCCUGCCCUGCCCGCCCAGCCCCAGCUGCCAGAGCCAAAGCUGCAGGGCUCGGUGCCCACGGAGAGCCCGGCCAAGAGGGAGGAAGGUGCAGAGGCCGUUCCCAGCCACGCUCCUGCCAUGACGGACGUUCCGCGGGAUGCCGGCCCCAAGCCGGCGGCGCCGGCGCGGCCGGACAAGCCGGCUGCGGAUUUCGGCUACGUGGGCAUCGAUGCCAUCCUGGAGCAGCUGAGGAGGAAAGCCAUGAAACAGGGCUUCGAGUUCAACAUCAUGGUUGUGGGUCAGAGUGGCUUGGGGAAAUCCACGUUAAUCAACACCCUCUUCAAAUCCAAGAUCAGCCGGAAAUCUGUACAGCCAGCUGCUGAGGAGAGGAUCCCCAAGACCAUUGAAAUCAAAUCCAUCACUCACGAGAUUGAGGAGAAGGGGGUUCGCAUGAAGCUGACAGUCAUCGACACGCCGGGCUUUGGGGACCACAUCAACAACGAGAACUGCUGGCAGCCCAUCAUGAAGUUCAUCAACGACCAGUAUGAGAAGUACUUGCAGGAGGAGAUCAACAUCAACAGGAAGAAGCAGAUCCCUGACACACGGGUGCACUGCUGUAUUUAUUUCAUCCCAGCCACGGGCCACUCGCUCAGGCCGUUGGACAUCGAGUUCAUGAAGCGCCUGAGCAAAGUGGUCAACAUCGUCCCGGUGAUCGCCAAAGCCGACACGCUAACGCUGGAGGAGAGGGACUACUUCAAACAACGGAUAAUGGCUGAUCUCCUGGCCAACGGGAUCGACGUGUACCCCCAGAAGGAGUUUGAUGAGGACUCUGAAGAUCGGCUGGUGAACGAGAAAUUCCGGGAAAUGAUCCCAUUUGCAGUGGUGGGCAGUGACCAGGAGUACCAGGUGAAUGGAAGAAGAAUCCUUGGGAGGAAGACCAAGUGGGGCACCAUUGAAGUGGAGAACACAACACACUGUGAGUUCGCCUACCUGCGGGACCUCCUCAUCAGGACACACAUGCAGAACAUCAAGGAUAUUACCAGCAACAUCCACUUUGAAGCCUACAGGGUGAAGAGGCUGAACGAGGGCCAGAGCUCUCUGUCCAACGGCGUGGCUGACAAGGAGCUGGUGGCCAACGAAAUGUAACCGUCCCUCGCCGCAGCCAGGACCUCGCUCGCUCACGCUCGCUCUUUCUCCCCUCUUCCCCCUUUAUUUUUAUAUAAAUCCUCUGCCACUGUCCCUCUUGCCCUGCUCCCUGACCCCCUGCCAUGUAAACUGACCAAAUAACCAGACGUGCAGCGGGUGGCCGCUCUCCCCCCGCUGCGUUCCGUGAGUUUUGUGCUCAGCCCCCAGAGCGGCGUCCCUGGCCCGGGGACCGGCCCUCUGUGGAGGUCGGGCUCUGGCUUGGCCCCAGCUGUGGCCCCCCAGCCGAGCCCAGGGGAGCAGAUCUGUGGGGGCAGCAGGGUUGGGGUGCCCUGGGAGCCCUUGCAGCCCCUCCGUGCAGAGGCUCCUCUCCGUCCAUUGAAGGCGAGGGCUCCUCCAGGUGAAGGCAGCCUUCGGAAGCAAGGUACGGUGGGAUGAAGAGAGCAGCCAGUGCCAUCCUUGUGUCCUGCUGCCCCUUCAAGCCCUCUGCAGCCCUCUGGGGCCCUCCAGCCCCCAACCCAGCCCCUGUACCCUGUCUACAUGCAAUAAACUGGGAGUGUUUAGGUGUCACCUCGCCUGUCACCGACCCCCGGCCAGGCAGAGCGACCUGCUUUGGGAGAAGUGCCUUUUCAGACUGAGACCUUGCAAUAGUGUGGGAGAGGGGAGGGAGGGUCUGCCUCGCCUGUCUUUGCAGCCUCCACAGAGACUCUCCUUCCCUCUCCCUUGGGCCAGAGCCAUGGCUGAUGUCCUGGGAACACUUGUGUAUUUAUUUGUCACUUAGCUGGGUGGGUCUUUGUCCUCUGAAGGCUCUGAGUGUGUUUGUCCUGAGGGGGCUGAGCGUGGAACUUUGUCUCUGCAAAGCAGUGGUGGGAGGCAGAGGGUUGUCCUGUUUGACCCUUGUGAUUCUUGGGCUUUUCCCCACAACAGAGGAGGCUCUUGGGUAUCUGUAAAUUCCUUUUCGUUUCCUGGGUCCCCCUGUGUGUCCAGGGAAGAUGCUCCUGUUUUGCUGGUCCUUGUGCAGGGGGUCUGUGCAUGUGCUGACCGAGCCCUGCAGCCUUGGGGGCUGGGGGGUGUUUGUGGGUGCUCCCCCUGCUCUGCCCCCAGACCCUUCUCUUUCUGUGUGUCUCCAAUAAACCAGACCCUGCAAGCAUUAGGUAGCACUGUGACAGGAGCAGGGGGUCCUGGAGCAAAGCUCUGCAGUCCUGCCCCUCUCCCCAGCUCCUCUUGCCUUUCUGGUGUCUCUCAGUCCUCUCCAAGGGAAAAAGACUUCUGCAAAUCACCCAUUUUUGGGGGCACACACUGAAGUGGCAGCGUGUCCCAUCCUCUAGCACUGGAAGGCACCUGCAGAGCCCACGGGGGACAGAGGCUGGCUCAGCACAGGUGACCAGGAGGAGGCAGGAGGUUCUCUCCCCUUGCUGGGGAUGCCCAGGUUUUCAGGGGCUCCCCACACAUCCCCCCCAGCAGCCAAAGGGGUGUGGGCAGGGGGUGCAUUGUGAGAAUCCCUUCUCCCCUUCACUCAUAUCCCCCCUCCACAACAGCCCCACGGAGCUGUUGGGGAACAGCAGCUCUCUACUUGCUGACUUGCUAUAUUUUAGCAAAAGCAACAAUGAAAAAUGUAUUAACUGAAAAAGAAACUAUAUUUCAAGUGUUAAAAAAAAGACUGAAAGGGGAGAAAAACCUCUCAUGUGAGGCACUUCUGCAAAUGCCAUCUUAAACUUUUUUUUUCCUCUAGUUGGUAUCUCAAGCUGGGCCAAGCAAGACACGCCGCUUUCUCCUUUGUAACCUGGAAGGAAAAAAAAAGAGAAAAUAAUACAAUAAAAAAACCCUUCAUCCAGAUCUAUUAAAAUGGCCUUUUGGGGGUUAUAAGCAUUAUGAAAAUUUAGUCCAUUUUUGUAUAAAUAAUAGUGUUUAAUAUGUAUUUCCCAAAAUAAAUGUUUCGAAUGCAAAUAGAA
This is a messenger RNA of Lonchura striata (white-rumped munia), 3866 nucleotides long. RefSeq names its product septin 9 (gene SEPTIN9). Gene Ontology annotation, molecular function: GTP binding. Lineage: Eukaryota; Metazoa; Chordata; Aves; Passeriformes; Estrildidae. The record is from RefSeq and is a predicted model, not a curated record.